UCAGAUGGACAGAAAAGUUAUCCUCAGUCUAGUCACAUGUUCUUGUGGCUAUAAAACACUGAGCAUUCCUGUUUCCUUCCCUGGUGAAGGAACAAACUGACGUGUGAUAACGGUUAAAUAAGAUUAGCUGCUAAACAGUGUUACUGUGGUAAUGUCAGAAUGCAGCGGUGAGAGAUGAGUGCAGCGGUGUGAGACAGUGUCAUACUGCAGGGCAAAACUUCAUUAGAUUAUGGGUCUGAGUGAGAGCUCAGUGUCCAGAAACCAGCACCAGCAGGAAGGAAUACUGUGCUGAAAAGUCUAUAAAACUCUGAUCAGGAGGAUGAAAGCAAGAAGGCACCGGCACAUUCUGCUCUGCACAGCCGGAGUUUGUUUGCUGUCUCUUUUGUACUGCUAUAAAACUCUCCACGAAGAAGCUCUCCUGCAGACACUGUCCUCAUACAGCUCACAACUGCCAGGAUUCAGCGGUUUCCUCUGGCAAGACACAGUGACCACAUCUGUCAACUCUGACACGGAUAAGAAAAAGGCAAUAAGGCUGCCAGCAAUUCUGAGGAAGAACCCAGCAGAUGAAAAUUUGCUCCUGCUAAAUUCUUCAGGUCCAUACAGGGAACUUCAUACACGAUCAUACAUUCUGCAGGAUGAUCCUGCAUCCUACUUCAUCCACACUCAGAGAGGGGCGCUGUGCUUCGCUGAAGGAACAAAAAUGGAAUCAAAUACAGUAGAGGAUGCUGUAGUUGGUGAACCUCAAAGGUUGCUACUGGAGCUCCGUGGAAAAAAUGAAAGCAUUCAGCAAGAUCAGCCAGCCAUAUUGGUGGGGGAAGCAUCAAAUUGCGUUUGCCGCCCAGGUUGGCACGGCCCCAACUGUGGCAUUCCCACAGUGGUCCAACACUCAAAUCUUCCCACCAAAUCACACCUGAAACCCAGGAAGGUUCCACGUCGAAUCAUAAAUGCCGUCAACUUCAAUCAUGAGUUUGACAUGCUGCAUGCCAGAUUUCAUGAACUAGCAGAUGCUGUGGAUCUCUUCCUGGUGUGUGAGUCGAAUUACACUGCAUACGGUGAAGCCAAACCCCUAAUGUUCCUUCGACUCCUCAUCAAUGGAACUUUCGAUUAUGUGAAGAACAAAAUCCUCUACAUCUUCCUGGACCAUUUCCCCAAAGGUGGCCAUGCAGAUGGCUGGAUUGCAGAUGAUUAUCUGCGCACUUACCUGACCAAAAAUGGAUUGCUAAGGACCCAGGAUCUAAGACCAGAUGAUGUCUUCCUUCUGGACGAUGCAGACGAGAUUCCGCUUCGGGAAGGGAUUCUUUUCCUCAAGCUCUACGAUGGUUGGACGGAACCAUUUGGGAUUCACAUGCGGAAGUCAUUGUAUGGUUUUUACUGGAGGCAGCCGGGUACGUUGGACAUUUUAUCUGGAUGCACCAUAAGCAUGCUUCUUGAUGUCUAUAGAGGGGACGGGAUUCUGCUACGAAGACGGAAUUAUUAUUCCAUGACAGGUUUCCGGGAGUACGAAAAGAAGUCAGGGCAGGUUCUAAUGCCGUGGUCCAUAGGAAGUCCGGUUCACUACGCAGGAUGGCAUUGCUCAUGGUGCUUCAGACCAGAAGGAAUUUAUCAUAAACUGAUUUCUGCACAAAAUGGAGAUUUUCCUCGCUGGGGGGACUACGAGGAGAAAAGGAAACUGAGUUACAUCACAGAGCUUAUACGGACUGGUGGAUGGUUUGAUGGGUCAGUAUCAAACUAUCCUCCAGCAGACCCUAAAGAGCGCAUGUUUGCACCCAAAUAUCUGCUGGAUAAUUAUAAGAAGUAUCACUAUUUGCUAGAGAACCCAUAUGCUAAAGGGUAAAAAUGAGCAGCAAAAGCUUGACAUAAUGUCUAACGGCUGGAAUACACGGAAUGCUACUUCACCUCGAGUCAAGUAACUGAACCCUGCUAGUUCAUUUCAUCUUGUUUUUCAUCUUUAUUACUGAAACACUUCUAGUAGAAGUCGUUGUGAUGGAGUUCUCUAGCACUGGAUUUUAACUUAUGUAAAGACGUUUCCAACAUCCGGCAGUUGGAGUGUCAGUAUUUGCCUAAUUGAGCUAAUAAAUAUACUCUGUUCUUUGGCUAUUACAAAAUCAAUUCACAGAGGAAGUGAAGAAAUGGUCUUGACAUUGAAUCUCAUAUCAGACCACUCUGUCAAAGUCAGAGCAGCAGUCUGACGAUUUCUUUAUGUGCUGUACUAGCUUUUAUGUGCAUGAGUAUCCUGCUCGUGCAAAUCUAAAUGCUGGGUCCAAUGCAGGACAACUCUGUCCCUCACCUUCACCUAAUGAAGAAGAAGAGCUUUAAGUCAGUGCCACUGCCUGGUCCCCUGUUAGUAAUUAGAUAAUUAGUAAUCUCCUUAUUAACCUGGACAUUAGCUUUGGUUAUAUUAAAGCUGGUGGAUGACCAGCUAAUCAGCUAGCCUCCUAGCAUCAAUAACUGGCUAUUAGUUUAUUACAAUUCUUUUAUGUCUAAGGGGUUAAUAAAAGACAUUCUAGUGGCCAUGUACUCAUAACCAUAUAAAUUGUUUAUAAAUUAGCCUGUUAAUAUCCAAAUGACAAAGCUAUUAAUAAACCAGGUAAAAAAAACUUUAACCAGGUGAGUGUCUAGUGGCCUUUAUCCAAACAAGUGUCUAGUUUACUUUUAACCAGGUGAGUCACUAAUUUCUUUAAUCAGCUGAAUAACUUAUGAAGCAGGUGGCUAGUUUACCUUUAAUAAAGAGAUAAGCUAGUUACCUCUAACUAAGCAAGUGGCUAGUUUACCUUUAAUCAACUAUGUGAGUAGCUAGUUUGCUUUUAACCAGUUGCACAGCUAGUUAUUCUUAACUAAGCAAGUGACUUGUUAGCUUUAACCAGAUGAGUGGCCUUAAACCAAACAAAUGUCAAGUUUAUUUUUUAACCAGAUGAGUCACUAAUUUCUUUAAUCAAGUUACUGGCUAGUUAUCUUUAUUCAGGUAACUAAUAGCCUUUACCCAGGUGAGUUUCUACUUUCCCUCAACCAGAUGAGUAGCUUGUUUCCUUUAUCCCAUGUAAAUGGAUGGUGGCCUUUACCCAGGCGAGUGGCGAGAUGCCAGGGAGUCAGCAGGUGACUUCCUCCUCCACCUGCUCCGAACAAAGGCUACUGCAGUGCGAGAAAACACCCGAGCCUCUUUCACCAAGAGAGCAGCAGAAACAGGAUCCCAGCCUUUCACCAGGUUUUAUCUCUGGGACAGACGUCUCACUGGAAAAUGUCACUGGAACAACCGUCAUGAGGGACAUUCAGUCCUUUCUUCAAAGCACUUUGUCAGAAAAACAAUGAGGAGUUCGUCAUGGGAACGAACUCCAAAUACGCUCACAAUAACCAUAGGGGUGUGUGUGUGUUCAGAAGAAACUUCUCAUAUUGUUUAUUAAGCUGCAGAUCAUCAAUGUGCAGCAACAACACAAGUGUAAAGCUGGAAACUGGGGAAUAAAGUCCUGAACUCUGACCUCAAACACAAUCACAUUAACAUGAAAAUAUUGUGACAAAUCGUCAUGAGGGACCAAAAUGGAACGCUAAUAAAGGCUAGCUUUGGGACACUUAACAAUAAUAGCUAAACAGCUAAACAAUCAUUCUUUUAAUCAUAGACUCAACCUCUCUUUAUCUAUGCUAGCUUGCUAAGUCUCUCCUUAGCAUUUUGCCUUAUAACGAGUCAGUUCAGGUUUAUUCCACCUGGUUAAUUAGAGCCUCUGUGAGUUGAUGCUGGAUCUCAGUGGACGUGUAUAAGAAUGUAAGAUUUAGAUUCUUUAUAUUUCUUCAAAAAUUAUUUAUAAAGUUUAAAAAAAAGAGAAAGAUAAAUUAUCUCUGUGUGUGUGUGUGUUUUUUGUUUGUUUUUAUUCAUGUCCUGAUAACAGAAUUAAACGUGUUUUGUGGUUGUUCCACGUCUUUAAAAAUGUUUAAAUGGAUGAAAUGUACAACGUGACGUUCCUUAAUAAAUGUAUAAAAUGUGUCACAAGUGUCUGUGGUAUGACAUGAAUCACGCACUUAUGAGGGUGCAGUUCAGGGAAAAUAAUGAACUCAUCAGUAAUCAAUCAUCAGUAAUCAACUCAUCAGUGAGUGAUCAUCAGUAAUCAACUCAUCAGUAAUCAAUCAUCAGUAAUCAACUCAUCAGUGAGUGAUCAUCAGUAAUCAACUCAUCAGUAAUCAAUCAUCAGUAAUCAACUCAUCAGUGAGUGAUCAUCAGUAAUCAACUCAUCAGUAAUCGAUCACCAGUAAUCAACUCAUCAGUAAUCAACUCAUCAGUAAUCAAUCAUCAGUAAUCAAUCAUCAGUAAUCAACUCAUCAGUAAUCAAUCAUCAGUGAUCGAUCAUCAGUAAUCAAUCAUCAGUGAUCGAUCAUCAGUAAUCAACUCAUCAGUGAUCGAUCAUCAGUAAUCAAUCAUCAGUGAGUGAUCAUCAGUAAUCAACUCAUCAGUGAUUGAUCAUCAGUAAUUGAUCAUCAGUAAUCAACUCAUCAGUGAUUGAUCAUAAGUAAUCGAUCAUCAGUGAUCAACUCAUCAGUGAUCGAUCCAGGCGCUGAUUAUUUUCCUCACGCGGCACCAGCGCACAGGUUAGGUGAGGGAUAUGUUAACGCUUCUCUUGCUGUCGAUCACGCUCACCUCCAGACUCACUGCCUUCAGAAACUUUUAUUAGAAAUGGAUUUUUUUUUCCUUUUUAUGGAUUAUAAUAUUAAACAGCUUCAAAACAAACAAACAAACAAGCAAACACCACGAGAAAAUGCAAAGCAUUUCAGCACCCAUUAGCUUAGUUAGCUUCUAGUUCAAAAUAUUUGAGCCCCUUGUUUUAUUUAGCACCAUGAAGGA
This is a messenger RNA of Hemibagrus wyckioides, 4825 nucleotides long. RefSeq names its product beta-1,4-mannosyl-glycoprotein 4-beta-N-acetylglucosaminyltransferase a (gene mgat3a). Gene Ontology annotation, biological process: protein N-linked glycosylation; N-acetylglucosamine metabolic process. The transcript has 3 exons. NCBI's taxonomy places the organism in Eukaryota, Metazoa, Chordata, Actinopteri, Siluriformes, Bagridae. Gene Ontology annotation, cellular component: membrane. The coding region runs from base 320 to 1834 and encodes 504 amino acids. Gene Ontology annotation, molecular function: beta-1,4-mannosylglycoprotein 4-beta-N-acetylglucosaminyltransferase activity. The record is from RefSeq and is a predicted model, not a curated record.